AUGGCCGACGAUUCAGCUCCAAUGCCCUCGCUCAAAGCCCGCAUUGCCGCCCUGAAUCUCAACGAGACCGCUGCAAGACCUCCGCCAGUCUACGCCCAGCCCGCGCCCGCGAAGAAGCGCCCCCCGCCCCCGCCGCCAGCAAACCCCCCGCCCCGCCUCUCCGCAGACGAUCGCAGCCAGUCCGUGAACCUACCCACCCAGAGCUAUGCGCCGACGAAUGCGAGGCCCAUUGGCAACCUCCCCGCCGAGUCGAACCCCCAGCAGAAGCGCAUUCUGCCCGCACCAACCCUAGGACCCGCGACUGAGGCCAGGCCUUCUUUACCACCGCGGCCAACGAGAUGCUCGCAGCCCGCGCCUACUCUGCCUCCCCGCCGCCCGUCUGAGCAGAGCGUACGGCGGAAGGAGUCACAAGAGUCCAUAUCUACCGUCGCCUCAUGGCGCUCUGCGGGGUCGGCCCUCUCAGGUCGCACAAGCGUGACGUCGGGCACGCUGUACGGCGACGCUGCAACAUCGUCGAGCCGCGUCAAGGCGCCGCCAUUCGACCCUUCGAAGCUGCCGCCGCUACCGCCCAAGAAGACGCAGGAAGAAAAGGACGCGGAACUUGCAAGGCAUGACCCGGUGCGCGCGAAGUACCUGAACAGGACUUCCAGCUCUCACUCAACUGCUAAGGCGCCCCCGCCUGCGCUCCCGUCCAGGCCAAGUCUUCCACCGCGGCCCACCACAACACAAAAUGAUGCAGGGUUGGCGCGCAAGCCCAGGCGUUCGGCGCUCGAGUGGGGCCUGAACAAGAGCACGGAAGAGGCGCCGCCAUUGCCUACAAGCCGGCCCGGUCAAGAGCCUGCUGGCUCGCCGCCGCCUCCAGUCCCGCUUGGCUCCCGUCCCGACCUGGCCGCUCUCCAGGCCAGCAAGCCGAGAUCUGGAGCUACAAACUCUUGCCUCAAAUGCCGCGACUUCCGUGCUGUAGACGCGCAUGCUGCGCGCUUCCCCCGCGAAGCCAUCCCGUCUCACGACCUCUCGUGGCUAGCGCACGAGCUCACCGACCCCUUCCCUUCUCUGACCGACAAAGCCCGCGCUCUAUUCACAUGGCUUCACCACAACAUCGACUACAACGCCGCCGCCUUCUUCGCCCACAACGUCCAGCCCAGCACGCCCGCCUCGACCAUCGCCACCGGCCUCGCCGUCUGCGAAGGCUACGCCGGCCUCUUCGCCGCGCUCGCCGCCGCCGUCGGGCUCGAGAGCGUCGUCGUCGGCGGGCACGGCAAGGGCUUCGGCCACUCGCCGCUGGCGCCCGGCGCGCCGCUCCCGCCCUUCUCGUGCGGGCACGCCUGGAACGCGGUGCGCAUCGACGGCGCCGAGUGGAAGCUGAUCGACUGCUGCUGGGGCGCCGGCCACAUCGACGGCCGCACCCAGGCCUACACGCGCAAGUUCUCGCCCGAGUGCUUCGACGCCGACAACGACGAGUUCGGCCUGCGCCACUUCCCCGAGAACCCGGCCUACUUCUUCCGCAACGACGGCAGACCCUCCGUCGCCUGGCACGAAUACAUCGCCGCCCCGCCCGGCUGCAACGUCUACGGCUUCGCCGUCGCCGCCGGCCUCAGCAAGACGGCCUUCCUGCCCGACGCCCGCCAGAUCCGCGUCCGCGACCCCGCGGCCCCGCGCGUCGUGCGCUUCCAGUGGGAGAAGCGCUGCCCGCACUUCGACGGCGAGGCGCUGGGCGAGGGCCGCCCGUACCUUUUUUUCUUGGCGGUCGAGGGCCGGGACGGCCGCAACAAGCAGUUCUUGCCCAUGGAGUCGGACGGCCGGUUCUGGUGGCUGGACGUCGAGAGGGUGGAGCUCGGCGCCCCCGGCCAGACCGUCAUGGCGUGUGCGGGCGACAAGUGGCACGGUGGGCCCGAGGGGAGCGGGAGGGGCGUGACGAGGGAGGUGUGGGAGGGCGAUCGGUAUGGGUUUGGGAAUUAUCAGGGGGUUGCUGUUUGGGAUUUGGUAUAG
Diplodia corticola is the source of this 1989-nucleotide messenger RNA. Its product is annotated as kyphoscoliosis peptidase. The record is from RefSeq and is a predicted model, not a curated record. The coding region runs from base 1 to 1989 and encodes 662 amino acids. The transcript has a single exon. Lineage: Eukaryota; Fungi; Ascomycota; Dothideomycetes; Botryosphaeriales; Botryosphaeriaceae.